Molecule: messenger RNA, 1241 nt
Organism: Ornithodoros turicata
Lineage: Eukaryota; Metazoa; Arthropoda; Arachnida; Ixodida; Argasidae
Product: programmed cell death protein 6-like
Exons: 5
Coding region: 240-1004 (254 amino acids)
Molecular function (GO): calcium ion binding
Source: RefSeq, a predicted model, not a curated record
GUCACGCGGUGCGUCAGGGUCACGUGCGAAAACACCGAGGAGGUGACGAAGCACGUCCGGCUCGUGUUCAGCCAAAAAACAGGCCGCUAUUUCUGCUGUCGUUAUGUGAAUAGGCCGAAUUAUUCUAGUACGGUGUCGUUUUAUUGCAAUGUGCUUUCCCUGCCGGGUCAGGUGACUUCAAUAUUCAACGGUUGAGCGAAAUCGGCGCCUUACACGAGCUUAGCGAGUAGAACAUCGCAAUGUCGUAUUACGGCCAGAAUCCAGCGACCCCGGGGAGCCAGCAGCGACCGGGUGGUGUUCCAACACAGCCGUACGGGCAAACUCGGCCGAAUUAUGGACAGCAGCCUGCUUACGGACAGCCAGGGGCAAAUCCUUACGGAGCAACUACACCUCAUGCGUAUGGUGCCGCAACACCAAAUCCCUACGGAGGUGCUCCACCGCAGUCAGCACCGUACGGCUAUCCGCCAGCACCACCGGGAGUUGCACCCUUUCUGUGGAACUUGUUUGCUGCAGUUGACCAAGACCGAAAUGGGCACAUAACGGCACGUGAAUUGAGAGCUGCACUAAUCAACGGCAACUGGUCCCCCUUCAAUGAGGAAACCUGUCGUUUGAUGAUCAGCAUGUUCGACAGAGACAACAGCGGCACGAUUGACGUGCACGAGUUUGUGUCGCUGUGGAACUACAUCGAACAGUGGAAACGCUGUUUCCAAAGCUUUGACAGGGACAACUCUGGGAAUAUCAAUGUGACCGAGUUACACCAAGCACUUACAUCGUUCGGAUACAGGUUGUCUGUCCCAUUUUGUCAACUUGCUAUCACAAAAUUUGAUCGCUAUGCACGUGGAAGUAUAGAGUUCGAUGACUUCAUACAGCUCUGCGUCAUGAUCCAUUGCCUAACGGAGGCAUUUAGAAGGAAAGACACCACCCAGACUGGUGUGGUUACUCUGCAGUACGAAGAGUUCCUACAAAUGGUGCUCAACUGCAGGAUCGGGCCAAACGUGAAGUAGUUCGGUCAGGCAUGUCCGUUCCUGACAAGCUGCGAUAAGGGAAAAGGUCCCCAGGGCUGUGAGGCAUUCCACUAGGUCUUUCAAAUUUCACACGGGACUGUUUGUUGAAGCAUGCUCAAAAUUUUAUGCUGCUGUGUCAAAUUUUUUAUAGUUUCAGCCUUGCAGUAAAAAGGCAACCUGCUCAUCACAAGCUAUUGCAUGUUUUUAUCAGCACCAAAAAUAAAGUUUUGGUCUCUA